CCUCCAUUUCCUUCUUUCUUUUGAUCAAUUCUUCAUUUCCCUACCAAUGGCUUAGAAUCUCUGAAAGUUGAAUAGUGGAACACACACACCCCACCAUACACAAAAGUCUCUCUCUCUCUCUCUCUCUCUCUCUCUCUAAAGCCGUGUAAAUCAGAAUGUUCUGUCAGCCAUUUUGUUGGCGCGCGUCACCUCUUUAUCGACCUUAAUUCAAAACUCAGGAACACGCAGACCCUCUCUCUUUCUCUGCUUCUGGUUUCAUGGUCUAAACCUGGGUUUUUGUGGGCACUCAUGAAACCAGAAGGAAUCAACGAAGAACAGGUACAAAGCUCAACCUUUGCUACAAUUAAAAGCAGUCACCAUGGUGACACAAGCUCCAGAAGAACCAGAGGCGGUGCUGGGUCUUCGAGGUCUGGUGGUGGGAAAUUACUGCCACGAUGUCCUGAUCCGCGACGGCAGAGUUGUGGGUGAGAGCCUUGGUGGUGCUGCGUCCUUCGUCUCCAACGUCCUUGACAACGUCUCCGUCCCCUGUCAUUACGUCUCCAAGGUCGGCCUUGAUUUCGUUUACUCAGUUUCCCACGAACCCAUUUCCUCUCCUUCUUCCAUGACCACUCUCUUCCAUGCCUAUUUCACCUCCGAUCCAGAUACAAAUGGGAAUCAAGACCGUGUCCUCAAAAGGGUUCAUGCCUGUGAUCCGAUUAACCCCUCAGACCUUCCCGAUUCCCAAUUUGAUUUCGGGCUGGCCGUCGGUGUUGCGGGUGAGAUCCUGCCUGAAACCCUUGAACGCAUGCUUGAUAUCUGUCGUGUGGUUUUUGCUGACAUUCAAGGUUUAAUUCGCGUCUUUGAUCCUGUGGAUGGGACUGUGAAGCUUGUUAGCCUCAGAGAGAGUGGCUUCUUUCAUCUCUUGCCUCGGAUUGGGUUCCUUAAGGCUUCUGCCGAAGAAGCUCCUUUUGUUGAUGUUGAAGAGGCACGGAAAUGGUGUUGUGUUGUUGUUACCGACGGGAAGGAUGGUUGUAGGGUUUUCCGGAAAGAUGGGGAAAUGCAUAUUCUGCCAUUUCCGACUGUCCAGGUUGAUCCUACUGGUGCGGGUGAUAGUUUCUUAGGGGGUUUUGUUGCAGGGCUUAUUAGAGGUUUGGCAGUGCCGGAUGCGGCACUUUUGGGCAAUUUCUUUGGUUCACUGACUGUUGCUCAGAUUGGUGUUCCCAAAUUUGACUCGAGGUUGCUGCAGAGAGUAAAGGAUGAGUUAGAAAGGAAGGCACCUUGUAUCAAUGGCUGUGAAAGAAUAGACGAUGGAUCUGAGUUCAAGAAAUCAGCUGAGCAUGAAGAAUUCCAAGCUUACCUUAACAGAGCAGCUAAGCUGCUAUCAAACUACCAUGGCAAGGAAGAUCAGUUGGAUCCCUGUCAUGGCAAGGAAGAUCGAUUGGAUCCACCGAGUCCUGCCCAACGGCCAUUGAUGCUAGAACCCUGCCUCUUUUGAGUGCCAAAGCUGCAGUCUGGUGAUUCACCUUGAAAACAAUAUCUUCAGCGGGAUUUUUGACCCCUUGAUUGUACUGGAGAAGGGUAUUUCAAAGAGGAGAGUUGAUGAUAUCAAUUUUUCUAAGAAUCCAAUACAACAAUAAAUUUACUCUUUUAAGAAUUCAAUGAUAGUAUCAAAUCAUCAUGGUUGAACUUAGGUGAAGAGGUUGAAUAUUGUGCUAUGGUGUUUGCUUCAUAUAAAAUCACUCAAUAUUUAUU
Macadamia integrifolia is the source of this 1731-nucleotide messenger RNA. RefSeq names its product inositol 3-kinase. The transcript has 3 exons. The coding region runs from base 359 to 1474 and encodes 371 amino acids. Gene Ontology annotation, biological process: myo-inositol hexakisphosphate biosynthetic process. Lineage: Eukaryota; Viridiplantae; Streptophyta; Magnoliopsida; Proteales; Proteaceae. Gene Ontology annotation, molecular function: kinase activity. The record is from RefSeq and is a predicted model, not a curated record.